CGUCCCUAUCUUUAAAGGGUAAACAUAAAUAAAGAUGGCGGAUGGGUAGGUGUGUGAAAACAUUCGAUUUUAACAAGAUGAACUAGGUAUACUUUUCUCUUUUGAGUCUACUAAGCUCAUGCUUUAAUAAAAAAGGGCUUCAUGCCAUCACUUAGAAUUAAAAUUUACAAUUCUCAGCUGUAAUUUUCCAAAAUGUCGAUUUUCGAGGGUGCAGAGUAUGGGAAGGGAGAUUUCGUACUCCUGAACCAAGUUACGAUGGAAGAAUUCAUGAGUAAUUUAAAACUCAGAUUCGAAAAAGAAAGAAUUUACACCUAUAUCGGCGAGGUUGUGGUAUCUGUAAAUCCAUAUAAAACUCUCAACAUAUAUGGAAAAGACCAAGUUGCAGAAUACAAAGGAAGAGAAAUCUAUGAAAGACCUCCGCAUAUCUUUGCAUUAGCUGAUGCUGCUUAUAAAACAAUGAAACGCAAGUUUCAAGAUACUUGUAUAGUUAUAUCAGGUGAAAGUGGCUCUGGUAAAACUGAAGCAUCAAAAAUUAUCAUGAGGUAUAUUGCUGCAGUGACAAACCCGGAAAUGGUUUCCGACAUCGAAACAGUCAAGAAUAUACUCAUUCAAUCAAAUGUUAUCCUGGAAGCUUUUGGAAAUGCUAAAACAAAUCGUAAUGACAAUUCUAGUAGAUUUGGCAAGUACAUGGACAUUGAUUUUGAUUUUAAAGGAGAUCCCAUUGGUGGUCACAUAAAUAACUACUUGUUGGAAAAAGCUCGUGUAGUGCACCAACAAGUUGGCGAAAGAAACUUCCAUGCUUUUUAUCAGUUUCUAAAAGGUGCACCAGAGCAUGUAUUAAAGGCUGCAAAGUUAAUUAAUAGACCAAAUGACUACAAAUAUCUUCAGCAAGGAAGAAGUCCAGACGUUGAAUCAAUAAACGACAAGAAGGACUACGAAGCUGUGAAUAACGCUUUAAAAGCUUCAAAAUUUUCUCCAUUGGAAAUUGAAAACAUUUGGAAGCUCAUUGCAGCAAUCAUAGUUUUGGGAAAUGUUACUUUUAAUCAUGAGAACGACCAAGCUUAUGUAAAUGAUCACGAGUCAUUGGUAAGUUUAGCAUCAUUGCUUGGUGUUAGUAAAGAACAAGCCGCAAAAGCUCUUUGUUAUCGAAUUGUUGCUGCAAGAGGCGAGGCUAUUGAGAAAGGGCACAAUAUUGAGGAUGCAAUUUAUGGGAAAAAUGCUUUUGCAAAGGCCAUCUAUGAUCGACUAUUUUCAUGGAUUGUUGGUAAAAUUAAUGCAGCUAUUGAUCCUGCCAAUGGUGCAACAAAGCAUGCUGGAAAUAAAGUUAUCGGUGUACUUGAUAUUUAUGGAUUUGAAAUAUUUGACGAAAACAGUUUUGAGCAACUGUGCAUUAAUUACUGCAACGAGAAACUACAGCAGCUCUUCAUUGAACUUGUGUUGAAACAGGAGCAGGAAGAGUAUCGAAGUGAAAACAUUGGAUGGACACAGGUUGACUACUUCAACAAUAAAGUAAUCUGCGAUCUGAUAGAUCAACCCCAUCGUGGAAUUAUCGCAACACUAGACGAAGCUUGUCUUAAUGUGGGCAAAGUCACUGACCAAAUGUUCUUACAUGCAAUGGAUCAGAAGUUAGGAAAGCACAAUCACUAUAAAAGCAGACAGACUGACACGUCUGAUAAAACGUUAGAACACAAUCAAGAUUUUCAAAUAAGACAUUAUGCAGGAGAUGUGAGGUACUCUGUGCUCAACUUUUUGGACAAAAAUAAAGAUGCCUUGUUUCAAGACUACAAGCGUCUUCUUUACUUUAGUAACAUGGAUAUGUUGAAAGCCAUGUGGCCUGAAGGAAAACAGGAUGUUACUAAGGUAACGAAAAGACCUCAGACCACUGGCACUAUUUUUAAGAAUUCAAUGGUUUCUCUUGUUGAGAAUCUGAUGUCCAAGGAGCCUUAUUACGUCCGUUGUAUCAAACCAAAUGCAGUUAAGUCACCAAGCAAAUUUGACGAUGACCUAGUUGUCCAUCAGGUUCGAUACCUUGGUCUUUUGGAGAAUGUUCGAGUUAGAAGAGCUGGCUUUGCUAACAGACAGCUGUUCACGAGAUUUUUACAAAGAUACAAAGUUACCUGUCCUGCAACUUGGCCAACAUGGAGUAGCGAUCCGAGAUUAGGUUGUGACGAAAUAAUGAGACAUUUCAAUUCACAUGACGAUGUGAAAUAUGGAAGAACAAAGAUAUUUAUUCGAAGUCCGCAAACUUUAUUUUCUAUGGAAGAAGAAAGAAAUAAACGACUACCCGAUGUUGUGUUAACUAUGCAGAAGUAUUGGCGCGGAUACAAAUCAAGGCUUUACGUGAGGAGAUUAAGAGCAGCUCUCCUUGUUAUGAGAAAUUGGAGAAGACAUCGCUUAAGAGAACACGUGAAAGAGCUCAUUAAACUCUACGGAAAUGCGAAGAAAGAACCUCAUUAUGGACGAGAUAUUCAAUGGCCAGUCAUCCACAAAUGGCCACUUGCAAUCUCGAAACUGGAUCCUCUACUCAAAUCGUUCUUUGAUAGAUGGCGUGGGGUUAUGAUGCUCCAGUCUGUGCCAAGAGAACAAUGGGGGGAAGUCAAAAUAAAAAGUGCAGCAAUUGAAGCACUUGACAGAAGAAAGAAAGAAUUUGGACUGAAAAGACGUUGGCAUGGCAACUACUUGGUGCAGGAACCUGAAAAUCGCAACUUUCAACUCUUCGACAAGUUAUUAUCAGCUAUUAUGGACAGAAGAGGUGGCAAAAUAUUAUUUUCGUCCUUCAUCAGAAAGGCGAAUAAACACGGCAAAAUGGAAGAUCGCGUCAUUGUAGUCACGACUAGUGGUAUUCUUAAGAUGACCAAUCGGUAUAAAGAGAUGAAAUUUAUUCCAUUCAACAAGAUUACUGGUUUGGCUGUAACAACGGGUGCCGAUAAUUUUGUUUCUAUUCGAUCUCCUGGUAAUGAUUUGGUGAUUUGCUUAUACAACAAUAAAAAGGAAUGCCGCUCUGGCGAGUUGGUUGGUGUGUUAUAUAGUCAGUACAGAAGUGUCACAGGGGGUUCCACACUCCCUCAAGGUGUUGACGUACGCGAUGCUCUUCAAGUAACACUUGGAGGUAAAUCUAAAACAGUAACUACACAACCUAAAGAUGAUGGAGUUCCGGAAUUUCAUUGGUCAACUAAAUCUACCAUUGUGUGCCGAUGCAUUACACGAUAAGAAUACAGAAUUUGGAUUGGUAAGCGGAAAUAAAAAUGACGGAAAGUGUGCCAUGGAAAUCGGGCUUGAUUAGGUGCCAGUGAAUCGUAAAAAUCAGAAUAAAAGUUAAAUUUUUACCUACUAAAUUAAUCAUAUAUCCCUGGAUCCUUUGCGAAAUAUACCCAUUAAUUUUAUAUACACAUUUAUAGUAUUUUGUAUUAUUGAAAAUAUUUCUAUUUGUGCUUUUUAUUACUCGUGUUUCUUUUUUAAAUAAGGGUUAUGGCGAUUUUUUUUGUCAAUUUUACAAAUGUAUACUGUUUUUCAUAGCCUUUUUUUGGCGGAUACAUUAUAGAGUAUUAGCCCAUCGCUACUCGCAGCUGCCAUCUUUGUCUACCAUCUUGUUUACCAUCUUUGUCUACAGGCAGACAUUAAGUAUUUCUUAAUAUGGAGAUUUUUAAAGGUGAUUUUUAGGCGUGUUUUGCCACAAAUAUUUCCUAAACUAAAUAUUUAUAUCGGUGAUUUUUUUAGAAGUUUUGAAGUUAUUGUUAAUUUUUUUCCUUUUGUUUUUAAACUUAUUUAUGACAGAUUUCAAUUUUUUAGUUAUUUUCAUUUUUAAACUUUGAAACUAUAGUCAAUAAACAGGUUAACAAAAAACUUUUGAUGCCGACUUGUUUUAUAGCAACUUAUUAAACAGUUCGUACGAGGUGACACAAGUUUGGUUUUCAAUAUGUUUUUCUUCCGUUUAAAGUCAGUGUUUUAUUGAUCAGAUUAGCUUUAGUUAGUUAUAUCAAAUUUGUAAAAAUUCAUGCACAUUUAUAAAUAAAAACUUUUUUAUAUAUAAAAAAUGCAUUAAAUAAUAAAAUUGA
Hydractinia symbiolongicarpus is the source of this 4055-nucleotide messenger RNA. Its product is annotated as unconventional myosin-Id-like. Gene Ontology annotation, cellular component: plasma membrane; vesicle; myosin complex. The coding region runs from base 193 to 3210 and encodes 1005 amino acids. NCBI's taxonomy places the organism in Eukaryota, Metazoa, Cnidaria, Hydrozoa, Anthoathecata, Hydractiniidae. The record is from RefSeq and is a predicted model, not a curated record. Gene Ontology annotation, biological process: actin filament organization; vesicle transport along actin filament. Gene Ontology annotation, molecular function: ATP binding; microfilament motor activity; actin filament binding. The transcript has 24 exons.